CAUAGGAAAAAAACCAGCAAUCAAUCAUUUCUCGUUCUCUUGUAAAUCGACAUUGCUAUCUUGUUCCUGUGUGCAGGUAGCCAUGGGCUUGGCACUUUCUAGGCUUGUCAAGAUGAUGUUUGCAAGGAGGGAGAUGCGUAUUCUGAUGGUGGGUCUCGAUGCGGCCGGCAAGACAACUAUCCUCUAUAAGCUCAAGCUUGGAGAGGUUAUCACCACCAUCCCAACCAUAGGUUUUAAUGUGGAGACUGUGGAUUACAAGAAUGUUAGCUUCACGGUGUGGGAUGUAGGGGGUCAAGAUAAGAUUCGACCUUUGUGGAGACAUUACUUUCAGAAUACCCAAGGACUUAUAUUUGUUGUUGACAGCAAUGAUAAAGAAAGAAUUUUGGAAGCUAGAGAUGAGCUGCAUCGAAUGCUGAGUGAGGAUGAAUUACAUGGCGCAACUCUACUAGUAUUUGCCAACAAACAAGACCUUCCAAAUGCAAUGAGUAUUUCUGAAAUUACUGAUAAGCUAGGGUUACAUGCCCUUCGACAACGCCGCUGGUAUAUCCAAAGCGCUUGUGCUACCACUGGGGAAGGCCUAUAUGAAGGCCUUGAUUGGCUUUCAAACAACAUAUCCAGCAAGGCAAAAUAACUUACUGUGACCCGUUUACAUGCUUUAUUAGGUGAAUCAGGCAAAUCUACUUACUUACACUAAACAAGGCUUGAUUCUUCUUUAUGUUAUACAUUUGCAGACCUUACUGUUAUAAAAUUGUUAUGAAAGUGGCAGACCCUGCCAUGUUUCCCCUUAA
Dendrobium catenatum is the source of this 788-nucleotide messenger RNA. RefSeq names its product ADP-ribosylation factor 1-like. The record is from RefSeq and is a predicted model, not a curated record. Lineage: Eukaryota; Viridiplantae; Streptophyta; Magnoliopsida; Asparagales; Orchidaceae. The transcript has 5 exons. Gene Ontology annotation, molecular function: GTPase activity; GTP binding. Gene Ontology annotation, biological process: vesicle-mediated transport; intracellular protein transport. The coding region runs from base 83 to 631 and encodes 182 amino acids. Gene Ontology annotation, cellular component: cytoplasm.